AUGUGUUAUUGUGGCCGCGGUACUAUGAAGCGUUUCAUGGCACGUACCGAAAAUAAUUAUGGAUCCACGAGGCUUAUUGUGGAGCUGUGGGCGCUGAAGCAUCCCGGCUUCUUGAGGCUGUUGGAAAUGGCGGAAGAGGACUACGGGCUCGGGCAGGGUGGUGCGCUAGCCGUGCCUUGUGGGCCCGACGAGCUUCAGAGGAUUUUGGAGGACAAAUAG
This is a messenger RNA of Striga hermonthica, 219 nucleotides long. The record is from the annotation of a GenBank genome assembly. Lineage: Eukaryota; Viridiplantae; Streptophyta; Magnoliopsida; Lamiales; Orobanchaceae.